AUGAGCGCCGACGCAAUUCCCGACUUCCUGGCGGAGCAGCGCGACGAGGCCCCCGAGGAACUUCAGCACCUCGUUCUGGAGUUCGAAAACUACUGGGAGAGGAAACUCUGGCACCAGCUCACCGAUGCCCUCGGCCAGUUCUUCAGUCACCCGGGCAGCAAGCCCCAGCGACUCUCCUUCUACAAGGUCUUCAUUCUCAAGUUUGCGGAUAAGAUCAACCAGCUUAAGCUUGUCGACUUGGCAUUGAAGGCUGCCACCGAAUGCUCUGAUGAUGAGGAGCGCCUCACAUUCCUCCAAGGAGUCGCGAAGAAGGUAGACAACGAGAACUCACAGGAUGCUUUGGUAUACGCUUCCGUCGCUGUUGCCAGAGUAAAGCUGGAUCUGGAGGAUAUGGAUGGCGCCCGCAAGGACCUCGACACAGCCGAGAGAAUACUGGACAGCUUCGACUCCGUCGAGACGAUUGUCCACGCAGCGUUCUAUGAUGCGAAUGCCAACUACUACCAGCGCAAGAUGGAAUUCGCAGCCUACUACCGCAACGCCCUUCUCUACCUCGCCUGCAUCGACAUCAACUCCCUCACACCCCAGGAGCGACACAGGAGAGCGCUGCACCUCAGCAUCGCCGCAUUAGUCUCCGACACCAUCUACAACUUUGGUGAGCUGCUGUUGCACCCCGUCCUCGACGCCCUCAAAGGCACGCAGGACGAGUGGUUCCGCGACCUCCUCUUCGCCUUCAACCGCGGCGACCUACAGGGCUUCGAGGCUCUCUCGGCCCGCAUGCGGGCCAAGCCUUUGCUCGCCGAGAACGCCGGCCACCUCCGCCAGAAGAUCUACCUCGCGUCCCUCACCGAGGCCGUCUUCCGCCGGCCGCCCCACGACCGUGCCAUGUCCUUCGCCGAUAUCGCUCAGGAGACUAAGGUUCGUCCCAACGAGAUCGAGCACCUCAUCAUGAAGGCCCUCAGCCUGGGUCUGCUGCGCGGCAACAUUGACCAGGUCGACGAGGUGGCGCACAUCACUUGGGUCCAGCCCAAGGUGCUUGAUAUGAAGCAAAUUGGCAACAUGCGCCAGCGGCUGCUCGACUGGGACUCGCAAGUCAACCAGCUUGGUAACUGGAUCGAGACCGCCGGCGGCGACGUGUGGGCAGCUUAG
This is a messenger RNA of Colletotrichum abscissum, 1146 nucleotides long. RefSeq names its product PCI domain-containing protein. NCBI's taxonomy places the organism in Eukaryota, Fungi, Ascomycota, Sordariomycetes, Glomerellales, Glomerellaceae. The record is from RefSeq and is a predicted model, not a curated record. Gene Ontology annotation, molecular function: structural molecule activity. Gene Ontology annotation, biological process: ubiquitin-dependent protein catabolic process. Bases 1 to 1146 code for a protein of 381 amino acids. The transcript is spliced from 3 exons. Gene Ontology annotation, cellular component: nucleus; cytosol; proteasome regulatory particle, lid subcomplex.